AAUUAUGAAGUUCCGCUUGUGGCAUUUAUUUUGAAGUACAUUUAAUCACGUUAUCGCCGUAUGACAAGUUACAGAUGUAGGUAAAUAGCCUUGGUUGAAUUGUAAAUUUUAUUUUUUAAGACAUGCACUGAAUUAAUUUGAAUUGAAUCUGAACACGAUUGUGUUCAUUUUAAAUCACAAAUUUAUUCAGAUGCGUUGUGCUCAGCAAGGAAGUGGUCAUUUUCACAACCAAUUCAUUUGCUGUUGGUCAAAAUGGACAAGGGUUGCUUGAAAGCAAAGAAAAUGUUUCAGUUUGAAAAUAAAUGCCACAAGCGGAACUUCAUAAUUACACUUUGUGUAUACUUUAACUUCAUAUUGCUGGGUUGGACGUAUGGCCAGCUUGGCACUGCGUUCGUGGACAUACAGCAGAUCCUUUCCACGAGCGUCCAACAGACGUCACUUAUCUUCACCAUGAACUCGUGCGGCUACAUGUUGGGAUCCCUACUUAUCGGAGCCCUGUACGACCGCGUACCCAAACUCAAACUGCUCGGACUCUUGACCAUAUUGAACGGGGUAACAAGCGCCUUGCUUCCGUGGUGUUCCUCCUUUGGGUUGUUUCUCUUUGUUCGUCUCGUGGACGGGACGCUGUGUGGAGGCAGAGACGGAGGAGGAAAUGCAAAGGUGUCGUCGUGCUGGGGAUUUGCCGUUCGUCCGUACAUGCAGGCCUUACAUUUUACGUACGCAUUUGGGGGAAUUAUCUCACCCAUUGUAACAAGCCAUUUUCUCGCGCCUAGAAUCACGUUGCGCAACCCGACAACUAACGUCUCGUAUGGAAAUGGUACAAACACCAGUGCGUUUGUACAGUCAUCGAACAGACACGGGGAUUACAACAACAGUAUGGUCGAUGAUGAAAGAGCUGAGCAUUCAUUUACGGUAAUUGAUACAGAUAAAUGGGGAACAUUUAACAAUUCGAAUAGCAUAAUAGACGAAACAGUUGUAUAUGGAGAGAGUCACGUUCAUAUUGCGUUUGCGGUAACAGGAAUAUUGACGGCCUUGUCUGGAUGCCUGUACCUCGUGCUGUACGGCUUCGGGUAUGAAACUGUACCUUCCUAUCAACCCACGGUGGAUUCCCCACCGCAAAACGUCAUUAAAGAUCAUGGUAUUCCUCAUCACACAAGGGCAUCGUUAUCUAGAUCACAGACAGUCGUAUUUCUUAUUGUAUUCGGGGGUGCUUUUGUUGCGUACUGCGCCAUUGAAUGCAAAUAUCAGUCCUUUAUUAUGCCGUAUGUCACUAAUCAAUUGAAGUGGACGAAACAAAUGGGAGCCUUUCUUAUUGCCCUUGUCUGGGCCUCAUUUGGGAGUGGACGUUUUGUUAAUAUAUUCAUAUCGAGGUUUGUGUCUUCCCAAAAUAUGAUCAUCGGUUACCUGAUUCUUCUACUGCUCGCAUCUGCUGGUGUCUAUCUGGAGGGAGGGUUGGGUGUGGCACAUACCACGUGGAUUAUGGUACCCUUGGCUGCAUUUGCUAUGGCACCAAUGUAUCCAACAUUUAUUGUUUGGAUACAAGAAAACAUCAUGGAUUUUACCGGUAAAAUUAGCGGAAUUUUUAUGUUUACAGGAGCCCUUGGAUUUAUGAUUGAUCCACUCUAUAUUGGAUAUUUGAUGGAACAUUUCUCGCCGCUAUACCUGAUAUAUAUCAAUGUGAUUCAAUGUUCGUUUUGCCUGGGGAUAGUUUUGCUACUUACAUGUCAAAUAAGAAAGCUAAAGAGAAAGAUUAGGCCCGGUAAAGCGGAUGAAAUUCUUAGUGAAACAUAACUGUAACUUAUGUCACAAAUGGACUUGUGUUGGAGUGCUAAACCUUAGAGACGUCUUCUCCUAAUCUAGUGACCUAAUCUUGUGGACCAGCAGAACGAUGGUAGUGUAUUUUGUAGCAUUUGUUAUACUCAAAAUACGUGUGCAGCCUUGAAAAAUCUGACGUUACAUCAUGGCAUUUCCGUUCUCAAAAAACCAAUGCAAAUGUACGCAAGAAAGCACUAUUCAUUUGAACCGACAUGGAAGCACGUUUGUUUAUACACACUCUUUUAAAAACUGAUGCAGGAACUGUUGGUAUAAUCAGGUCACUCUAAAAAAAGUACACUGCAAAAUAACAUGAAGAUGUUAUUCAUACAUAAAGUGCAAUUGUUUCCUGAAUUAUACUUUUUUGAAUAAAACCAAAAACGAAAAAGGAGCUGUUUUAGAAUGCUCUGUAUGCAAACGAUCUACAUAAUUAUAUGUAUUAUGCCUUAAUGUAUUAAUCAUAAAUGCAUCCUAGACUCUUAGCGUCUGACCCCGUGCUCAUUUGUCUAGACUAUAACGUUUAAACUGUCUUCUGUGUUAUCUAGAGGUUAAAGAAAGUGUGUAUGGAAAUAAAUAAAACACAAAUUUGCAUAUUUGCGUUCCGUCGUUGAAAAAAAAAUCUUAGAUUAAUGCACCAACGUAUCAUAGUAGGUAGUUUCCCUCAAAUAAAUGUGCGUGUUCGUGUUUUAGCAUGUAAAAGUAUGUAAAAUAUGUAUAUUACUCCGAAAAUGAGUUCUUGGAUAGCCCAAUUACACUCUACUUAUUUACUAUGGGGUUCUUUGAUUGUUAGUUGCACACAAAUAUAUAU
Messenger RNA from Mya arenaria, 2620 nucleotides. RefSeq names its product sodium-dependent glucose transporter 1-like. The transcript has 4 exons. Gene Ontology annotation, biological process: transmembrane transport. The record is from RefSeq and is a predicted model, not a curated record. Bases 253 to 1791 code for a protein of 512 amino acids. Lineage: Eukaryota; Metazoa; Mollusca; Bivalvia; Myida; Myidae.